AUGACAUCGCAGGGGAAACAGGAGGACAGGAAGAGCCUUCCACCUCCGGAUCAGAUGAGUAUCCAAGAGGGCGAUUUCGAUAAGUCUAAUAUUCACGAUAUCGCCUUGAGGCUGGCCGCCGAGUCCGAAGGGGAGGAGCUGGACUCUCGUGCCGAAAAGACGCUGUUGAGGAAGAUAGAUUGGGCAGUAAUGCCAUUGUACUACGACAAAGCCAUUAUCGGACAUGCCGCUGUCUUCGGGCUGAAGACCGAUCUCAAUUUGACGAAAGGUCUGCAGUACUCGAACACGACAAUGGUCUUCUACUGUGGCUUUCUCCUUGGUUGCUAUCCACUAUCGGUACUUGCUCAGAGGCUUCCAACGGCCAAGGUCUGCGCAGCUCUCUGUAUGGCCUGGGGCGCUAUCGUCCUGACAACUCCGGCGUGCACCUCAUACGGCGGCUUCAUUGUCAAUCGGUUCUUCCUGGGCGUUGUUGAGUCCGGUAUAUCCCCAGCCUUCAUGCUGAUCACGUCCAAAUGGUACACCAACCAGGAGCAGGUUCUCCGGUCUGGUCUGUGGUACUCGUGCAGUGGCGGCGUCAACCUCAUCUCACCUCUUCUCAACUACGGCCUGGGUAGUAUCCCAAGCCCCUUGGCAGGCUGGCGCAUCAUGUAUCUCUUCGCUGGAGUCCUCACAUUUUGCUGGUCUUUUGUCAUUUGGACCUAUUUCCCGGAUGGCCCUGCCACAGCGCGCGGGUUUACCGAGUACGAGCGCGCCAUGGCUAUCCGUCGGCUGCGCAAAAACAACACGGGUGUUGAUAGCACGCAUUUGGUGCCCUCUCAGAUUCUCGAGGCUCUGACUGACUGGUAUUUCUGGGCUGUCUUCGUUAUGUCCAUGCUAAGCAGCGUUGCCAGCGGCGCUUCCAACACGUUUGCCUCGAUCGUCUUCAAAGGCAUGGGCUUCAGCACCUUCGUGACUCUCAUGCUCAAUAUCCCCCUAGGAGCCAUGGCAAUCCUCACCAUUGUAGGCUCCGGAUAUCUGGGACGCAAGAUUCCCAACGCUCGUCAUCAUAUCUAUAGCGCCGCCUGUCUGCCUGUCAUUCUCGGGUGCUGUCUCCUAUGGAAGCUGCCGAGUUCCAAUACUGGUGGCAGAAUCGCUGGUGUCUACCUUGUUACCUUCUUCGGUUCAUGCUACGUCCAGGUCAUUGCCUUCGGUACCAGUAACGUUGCCGGUUAUACCAAGAAGUCGGUAUUUGCUGCUGGAGUAUUCAUGGCGUACUGCUUGGGUAACAUAAUAGGCCCGCUGCUUUUCGAUUCAAAAUUUGCACCGCGCUACAGCCAGUCCUUCACGGGAAUCAUGGUUUGUUUUGCCGUUGCCAUUAUCGUCAGCGAAGGUACCCGUUUCAUGCUGCAACGUGAUAAUAUAAGAAGGGAUAACGAGUAUGGACUUCCUGGAAGUAGCCAUGGCCUAGAAGAUAUGACCGAGAGACAGAAUAAGGAUUUCAGGUAUCAGGUGUAA
Messenger RNA from Penicillium atrosanguineum, 1494 nucleotides. RefSeq lists its product as uncharacterized. Gene Ontology annotation, cellular component: membrane. Gene Ontology annotation, molecular function: transmembrane transporter activity. Gene Ontology annotation, biological process: transmembrane transport. Lineage: Eukaryota; Fungi; Ascomycota; Eurotiomycetes; Eurotiales; Aspergillaceae. The record is from RefSeq and is a predicted model, not a curated record. The transcript is spliced from 4 exons. The coding region runs from base 1 to 1494 and encodes 497 amino acids.